Molecule: messenger RNA, 823 nt
Organism: Protobothrops mucrosquamatus (brown spotted pit viper)
Lineage: Eukaryota; Metazoa; Chordata; Lepidosauria; Squamata; Viperidae
Gene: PITPNA
Product: phosphatidylinositol transfer protein alpha
Exons: 10
Biological process (GO): phospholipid transport
Cellular component (GO): cytoplasm
Molecular function (GO): phosphatidylinositol transfer activity; phosphatidylcholine intramembrane carrier activity; phosphatidylcholine binding
Source: RefSeq, a predicted model, not a curated record
AUGGUGCUCGUCAAAGAAUACCGCGUCGUUUUGCCUGUGUCGGUGGAAGAGUACCAGGUGGGGCAGCUGUACUCCGUUGCUGAGGCCAGCAAGAACGAAACUGGCGGGGGCGAAGGGGUGGAAGUGCUGGUGAAUGAGCCCUACGAGCGAGACGGAGAGCGGGGGCAAUACACCCACAAGAUAUACCACUUGCAGAGCAAAGUCCCUCCCUUUGUGCGGAUGCUGGCCCCUGAGGGUGCCCUGGACAUUCACGAGAAGGCCUGGAACGCCUACCCUUUCUGCCGGACCGUUAUAACGAACGAGUACAUGAAGGACGAUUUUCUGAUCAAAAUUGAAACCUGGCACAAAGCAGAUAUGGGCAUGCAGGAGAAUGUCCAUAAACUGGAUCCUGAGGAGUGGAAGAACGUGGAGGCCGUUUCCAUAGACAUUGCGGACCGGAGCCCUGUGCUUUCCAGGAUCUGGGGCUCUGGGGAGGAGGGGGGCCGCCCUGGCUGGGGCGACUCCUCCUGAACGGCUGGUGGCCUCUGGUCUUUUCAGAAGGAGCUGGGCAAGCAGGCCGAAUGCCCGCACAUGUGUGCUUACAAGCUGGUCACGGUCAAAUUCAAGUGGUGGGGUCUGCAGAACAAAAUCGAAAACUUUAUCCAGAAGCAAGAGAGGCGGCUUUUUACAAAUUUCCACCGGCAGCUGUUCUGCUGGCUUGAUAAAUGGGUCGACCUGACCAUGGAGGACAUUCGCCGGAUGGAGGACGAGACGAAGAGGCAGCUGGACGAGAUGAGAGAGAGAGACCCUCUGAAAGGCAUGUCAGCUGCAGACGAGUAGCCUG